UUCCUUUGGCUUGUCCUGUCAAUCUUCUUCUUCUUCUUUUCUGUACUAUUUCCCAUCACAUCUUUGCCGCCUUCCUUCAAAAUGCCAUUGUUCCUGUAACUCUUCAAUGUCUGACCCAGCUGCCAGAGUCCGUCUCGUUCGCUGUCCAAACUGCCAAAAUCUCCUUCCCGAGCUCGCCGCAUACUCUGUUUACAGUUGCGGUGGUUGUGGCACUGUUCUCCGAGCUAAUACUGGAGGAUUUCCGGAGGAAACUAUUUCAGAAAAAUCUGUUGACAUUCACAACUCUUUUAAUGGGUCUGAAUGGGAGGAUGAUAUUUUCAGUAUCAAAUCAGGCAAACAAAAAAUUAUAUUGGAAAACAAUUCUGAUGAUGUAGUAAACAACUGUUUCGAUUCAAAUAGACAUGAUGUUCACGAAUCUAGAAGAACAAGAAAGGCUUAUGAAAUCAGAAGAAAUCAGAAUUUGGGAGUUGACCAUGUAAAAUACUCAGAUGGAAGUUCAUCAGGUUAUCACCAAAUCAAUACAUCUUAUCAGAAUGAGUAUAAGGAACAAAACCCAUCUGAGCUGCUUCUGAGGAAAUUAGACGAAUUAAAGGAUCAAAUCAAUAGAUCUUAUCAGCUUCAAGAAAAAGCUAAAGAAAAUGUUCCUUAUAUGCAUAGGCUUCAUCAUACGAAUCGCCACAAUGAGACAUUUGAGUAUAACCGCCAAUCUGCACCUAGGAAUAUGAUGCUACCUUCAAGUGGAAGGCGUUGCCUUCCAAUAUCAGGCGGUUCGCCAUUUGUUACAUGUUAUAAUUGUUCUGAGCUGCUGCAAGUUCCUAGAAAGGUCCUCUUUUUGGAGAAAACCCGAAAGAAAAUGCAAUGUGGUUCUUGCUUGGUCGUCCUCCUCUUGGAAAUUGUUAAUAAAAGACUUGUCAUUUCUUCUUGUGAACAAUCCCAUGUCAUGAAUGAAGAUUCUUCAAGGUUUAAUCUUUCCUCUGAUGAUUAUGACCAUAUUCAUUAUACAAAUGGAAACCCAAAUUCAUCUUCAAGAGUUCACGCUUAUUCAAUGGACCAUAAGGAAUCUGAUCGCGUUGAAAAGAUUCCCGUAAAAAUCAAACCACCUCCACCUCCACCUCCUAAAGGUUCGCCUCUUCAAGAUUACUUUGAAUAUUCAAACGUUUAUCGGACUGUUGAAAAAUUUGAUGAUGGAAACCAAAGAGGACUGUCAGAAGAGGCUUCUUUAGCAACUGAAAUUGAUGUUUCAUUUGAAUACACAAAUACUGGGACAUCUCAAGAAUCAGGAGGUUCAAGAACAUCAUCACUGUUUGCUGGGUUCAAGAAGAGUAUUAGGGAUUUUUCCAAAUCCAGCCAUGGAUCUGAUCAAGAAACAAUAAAUGUUGUGGUUAAUGGUCGUGCUAUAUCAGAUCGUUUGGUGAGGAAGGCUGAAAAACUUGCUGGACCAAUCCAACCAGGAAACUACUGGUACGAUUUCAGAGCUGGAUUCUGGGGAGUGAGGGGCGGACCUUGUCUAGGCAUUAUUCCUCCAUUUAUUGAAGAACUAAACCAUCCCCUAGAGGGGAAUUGUGCUGGUGGAGAAACUGGUGUCUUUGUGAAUGGUAGAGAACUCCAUCCAAAAGAUUUCAAUCUACUUUGUAGUAGAGGUUUACCAAGGGAAACAAACAGGUCAUACAUAAUUGAAAUGUCUGGAAGAGUUUUGGAUGAGACCUCUGGUGAAGAACUUGAAUCCCUUGGAAGUCUUGCUCCCACUGUCCAGAAGAUCAAGCGUGGAUUUGGGAUGAAACCUCGAAUAGUUGCUGCAUGAUUUUUUUCCCUUUCGGUUCAUUUGGAGAUGAUUGACAAAUACUCUCGAAAAAAACUUCAGAAGGUAUUCAGUUAAUUGUUUCCAUAGAAAACAAUAAAAUAUUUGGCUCAUUUUGAAUGUUUCAAUUGUGUCCUAAAUAUCAAUUUCAUUUUGAUUGAUUUCUUGAUUAUUAAUUAUUCUUGUCAAAAUGUUGCUCUCCAAUUCAGUUGAAUGUUUAUCUUAUCCAUAACA
This is a messenger RNA of Impatiens glandulifera, 2032 nucleotides long. RefSeq lists its product as uncharacterized. Bases 107 to 1801 code for a protein of 564 amino acids. The record is from RefSeq and is a predicted model, not a curated record. Gene Ontology annotation, biological process: regulation of defense response to fungus. NCBI's taxonomy places the organism in Eukaryota, Viridiplantae, Streptophyta, Magnoliopsida, Ericales, Balsaminaceae. The transcript has 5 exons.